AUGCUCCACAACAACAUCAACACCGGUCUGACUGUUAUUCUUCCUUCAAGCAAGAUCAUAAGGUCUCGCCAAUUCUUAGAAAAGAAGAAGCCGGCCCCCAGUUCUACAGGUGGCCGAAGGAAGAAGUCUGCCGCUAAGAAACCGGCUCCGGUAAAAGGCAGAUCCGGAAGCAAGAAGGACAAACAACCGAUAGAAUUCGCGGAUCCGCCCUCUGAAACGCGAGAUGAGGACGAUUUGGCCUCCAGCUCAGACCGAACUACUUCAGAUAAUACCGAAGAAAAUCUGUCCGGUAAAGAAAAAGGACCGAUAGAACAGGAACAAUCGGCCAGUAUUGAACUUGAAGAAACCGGUGCAGACGACUCUGGGGAGGAAAACGUUCCCGUUAACAACGACCAGGAGGUAGCCGAAACUAUAGUGCGCAGAAUCAUGGAGAAAAUCGAUUUGCAAGCUCAUGCGGCUUCCGAAGUAUACAAAAGGUAUGUUGCGGGAACACCGAAGUCUAAAUUACAACUCUUGGUGUUGGAUAUACUUGCGGUAAAGAAAGGAGAAUUAAUCGACGAAGUGGCGCGGCUUGAAGCGGUGCGCGAACAGCAAAAUACAACGCACUCUCCGCGUCAUGAGGAUGUUGACGGUCAGAACCCAGGCGAUAAGUCUCCUCUAACGGAUCAGGCUAUCAAUGAAACCGACGACAGGUCAGAGCCUCCUUUCAUCGACAAUCUUGAAUCUGAUCAAGUUCGGGAUUCAGAACCGGUCGUCACAGAAGAAAGAGUCAAGUCUCUCAUUCAAGAGUUUGUCAACGACGCGGUUAAUCCCUGGAAGAAGAAAGCUAAGAGGGUCGCGGUUCAGGCAUUCAGGAUGGCCGAGACAACAAGGGAUGAUCUUGGGAAGGCAAACGAGCGGAUCACGUCGGUCGAAACCAACUACCGUGACGAGUGUUCUUUGGUGGAUGACUUGGAACGGUUUCAAGAGAAGACCGAGCAACGGCUUACAAAGGUCGAUGAGGACCUGGGGCGGUCAAGCACCGAAGUCGGUUCAACACUCGACAGGGUCAUAAGCGUUGAGGAGAAGAAUGCAAGUCUUGAGGAAAGGAACACCAAGUUUGAGGCCGAUCUCAAGGCGGUCACCGAACAGGUGAAUGAACUGAUAAAGGUCAAGCUGGCUGCCGAUAAAGCGGUUGAGGAGGCAAACGCUCAGGCGGCUAAGGAACUUCAGGAUGCGUUGGAUGAACAGAACCGAACACAGAAGGAGGCACCACAGUCUGAUGCGAACUUCAACGAACGAUUACGGAUCUCAAUGACCAGAAAUCCGGCACUUGCAAAGACCAUAGCAGCUCAAGAGGCCAAGGAUGCAGAGCGGUUAAACGCUGAAAAACAAAGGCUCGACGAAUAUGCCAAGGCUCACAAGAAAAUCACCGAGACAGCUGUUGACUCUCUACCGAACCUGGCUCUGCAAACCGAGGAUGACUUCGAAGAGGAUCUCGAGCCGCGACCUACAAGACAGCGAGCUUUCAAUGCGGUUCUAGUCAGCACGGUCGCUCAACAGUUCUCUCCUCACCAGGACACCACGGGAGCAAGAGGUUCUUCUUCAAGGCCGGAUCAACCGACUAAAGGACAACCAACAGAUGAGAUGAUGGAUGACUUCCUGCCAUCCAAAUUAAACUAA
Impatiens glandulifera is the source of this 1662-nucleotide messenger RNA. RefSeq lists its product as uncharacterized. The transcript has 4 exons. The record is from RefSeq and is a predicted model, not a curated record. The coding region runs from base 1 to 1662 and encodes 553 amino acids. NCBI's taxonomy places the organism in Eukaryota, Viridiplantae, Streptophyta, Magnoliopsida, Ericales, Balsaminaceae.